This is a messenger RNA of Zingiber officinale, 901 nucleotides long. RefSeq names its product MOB kinase activator-like 1A. The transcript is spliced from 7 exons. Gene Ontology annotation, biological process: signal transduction; positive regulation of protein phosphorylation. Lineage: Eukaryota; Viridiplantae; Streptophyta; Magnoliopsida; Zingiberales; Zingiberaceae. The coding region runs from base 109 to 750 and encodes 213 amino acids. Gene Ontology annotation, molecular function: protein kinase activator activity. The record is from RefSeq and is a predicted model, not a curated record. Gene Ontology annotation, cellular component: cytoplasm; nucleus.
AUCGCUAAGCUCUGAGCUCGCUCCGCGCCAUCGACGGAUCGACCCAUCGACGACCAGGAGGAACGAAGAAGAAGAAGAGAUUCGGUAGUCGAUCAGAUCCCAUCGGCCAUGAGCCUCUUCGGUCUCGGAAGGAACCAACGGACUUUUAGACCAAAGAAGAGUGCUCCUUCAGGGAGUAAGGGAGCCCAACUCAGGAAACACAUUGAUGCAACAUUAGGCAGUGGGAACCUCAGGGAAGCAGUGAGGCUUCCACCUGGGGAGGAUUUUAAUGAGUGGCUUGCUGUCAACACUGUGGAUUUCUUCAAUCAAGUGAAUUUGCUUUAUGGCACUCUGACAGAAUUCUGUACAGCAGAGAAUUGUCCUACAAUGACUGCAGGGCCAAAGUACGAAUAUAGAUGGGCGGAUGGUGUGCAAAUAAAGAAACCUAUUGAAGUCUCAGCGCCAAAGUAUGUUGAGUACCUGAUGGAGUGGAUUGAAGUUCAGCUCGACGAUGAAUCUAUUUUCCCUCAAAAGCUCGGAACACCUUUUCCUGCGAACUUCAAAGACGUUGUGAAGACAAUAUUCAAGCGGUUGUUCCGUGUUUACGCACACAUUUAUCACUCUCAUUUCCAGAAGAUUGUGAGCCUCAAGGAAGAAGCACAUCUCAACACCUGCUUCAAGCAUUUCAUUCUUUUCACUUAUGAGUUUGGGUUGAUCGACAAGAAGGAACUCGCCCCGCUGCAGGAGCUGAUUGAGUCCAUCGUUCUAUAAGUUUGUUGCUAAUCUAAAGCACUUAAAUGAUCUUUCAGGUAAUCAAUCUUAUUUCACUACUAAGUUUCUCUCGAGUGGCUUGUAUGUUGAUGAUGCAUUGUUUAUUACACACAAUUAAUGAGUAAAUACUAAUAUGAUUUUGUGUGACCCA